GAUACACCGGAAACAAGCACAGCUCAUAUGUUUCACAAUCCCAAAACUCAGCCAGCCAUCUUUUGUGAAAAAUCAUUUUUUUCGUGUCGUCAGGGUAAAUUUCAUAAUUGUAAUUAAUGUCAGAGCCACAGUCUUCGCUGUUGUUAAAAAAGCAACUUGCAGAACUAAACAAAAAUCCAGUGGAAGGAUUUUCUGCUGGUUUGAUAGAUGACAAUGACAUAUAUAGAUGGGAAGUCCUCAUUAUUGGCCCACCAGACACAUUGUAUGAGGGUGGAUUCUUCAAAGCACACUUAUAUUUUCCUAAAGAAUACCCUUUGAGACCCCCGCGAAUGAAAUUUGUAACUGAAAUUUGGCAUCCAAAUAUUGAAAAGAAUGGUGACGUCUGCAUUUCAAUAUUGCAUGAGCCUGGAGAUGAUAAAUGGGGCUAUGAAAAAGCGUCAGAGCGGUGGCUUCCAGUACACACUGUUGAAACAAUCUUAAUUAGUGUUAUUUCAAUGUUGGCUGACCCUAAUGAUGAAAGUCCUGCUAAUGUAGAUGCAGCGAAAGAAUGGAGAGAAAGAUAUUCGGAUUUCAAAAAGAAAGUCGCCAGAUGUGUUAGGAAAAGUCAAGAAGAUUGCUUUUAGGAGAAAACAAGAUAACGAGUGCAGAAAAAGGGACACAUGACAACAAUUUAAUGAAUCAGCAUAAUAUCACUAGGUCACACACUCCAAAUGGCACACCCAUAAACUAAAGUAGGUUGUUGAUGUGUGCUUAUUGUAAUUGUUUUUUACAGAAAGAAUGGCGAGAGUCAUAUUUGGAGUUUAAAAGAAAAGUAGCACAAUGUGUGAGAAAAAGUCAAGAGGAUUGUUCCUAAAUAGUGCCCUUUUUCAUUGAUUAGUUUGGAUAGUGAGUGAUUUGUGAUGCAUACAAGCAUUGUUGUGACUCAUGGUUAUACAAUUUAAAAUGCCCUCCCAACUGGGCCAGAGACAAUAUUGAAUUUAAAUGAAAUACUUAUUAUAAUAAAAAGGUAUCGCUGCCGUAUUCUAAAGAUUAAAUUUAAAGUAGAAAUCAAGAUCUUUUUCAUCUUUUUUAAGACAGUAUAGGUAGCUAUGUUAUAUGAAUAAAACGUGUACCAUAACUUUUUUAUAGAAAGCAAUUAAAACAAAUAUUUUAUUCAAAAGGCACUCGUAAAAUUCAAGUGAGAUCUCUUUUUAGGUGAAACCAAAAGAUAAAAAUGUAAUUGCUGUCUAAAACUAUUUUUACACAUAUUGUCUGUAAAUUUGAGUUACCUAAAGUGACCAGUUGUCAUUACUGAUUAAACAAUUAAUGAUUGAGUUUAGUUUAUUUCUUAGAAUUAAUUUUUAGUGAAUUGUUGCUAUUUUGAUUUUUGUAAAACGUUAUUUGCACCUUGCCCCAAUAAUAUAUUGCACAUGUUCAUAGAACAAGGGAAUUCAUCUAGUUUAUCAAAAAUCUAAUAGAUGCUUUAAAAGAUUAAAUUAAGAAUGUACUACACUUAUAACAAUUGCUUCUCUAAAUUAAGGACAGAGUUAAUGCAAGAAAUGUAACAAUUUUUAAAUUGGGCUUUAUAAGAAUAAUGUUUAAUAUAUCACCAUUUUUAGGGUUAAAUAAUUAUUUUGUAUUUAAUUUUCUGUGGUAAAUGUUUAAUAUACAUAAUAUCUUAAAUAGAAAUGGUUCCUGUGACAAUGAUCAAAAUAUAGCAAUACAUAAAAAAUAAAUUUUGUUAUGUAAUUAAACUGCAUGACAACACCCUUAAAAUAUUGAUUUGUAAGGUGUGUACAUUUGCUCUGUAUGUAUAUUUUUUAAUAUAAAAUCAUAAUGCAGUGUAA
Messenger RNA from Pieris napi, 1826 nucleotides. RefSeq names its product ubiquitin-conjugating enzyme E2 G1. The transcript has 5 exons. The record is from RefSeq and is a predicted model, not a curated record. Gene Ontology annotation, biological process: protein polyubiquitination; proteasome-mediated ubiquitin-dependent protein catabolic process. Bases 117 to 623 code for a protein of 168 amino acids. NCBI's taxonomy places the organism in Eukaryota, Metazoa, Arthropoda, Insecta, Lepidoptera, Pieridae. Gene Ontology annotation, molecular function: ubiquitin conjugating enzyme activity.